AUGCCGGCUCUGACCGGUAAAGGCGUUGCGGCGCUCGCUAAAUCGCCGAGGCAGGCUUGUUUUCUUUUCAUCACUCCCCGGGGGGGGCUGCCGACGGCAAACGACCACAAAUUCAGGUUGGUCCCCCCAACGAAGCCUCUCGAGCCGGUCAUCCGUCGUGCUGGGCUCGUGCUCAGCCGCGCCAAUCCAGAGGGACGGCGGGAGACGCACGUACUUGCCGACAAGCUCGUCCCGGCCUGGGACGACUCGGGGCAAUCUGCCGCGAGUGAGCCCUGGGAGCAUCGCACCCUCCUUGAUCCCCACGACUGCUCCCUCUCUCACUCUCCCUCUCUCCCCCCACUGCAGUCAACUUGCUUCUCAGUCGGGUACCACUGCAAACCGCCCAGCAUGAGUGAUCCCGUGGAUACCAAGUCGCCUGUGGCCGACAAGCCGCAGGAGAUCGAGACGGGUGUUGCCCACAAUGACUACGACGAGAAGGUCUCCCGUGACAAGUACAAGUCCGACGCCAUCGAGGCCGAAGAGGCGGAAUACAAGAUGGGUGUCAUCGAGGCUGUCCGCGCCUACCCCAUGGCCAGUCUGUGGGCUUUCACCAUGUCCUGCACCAUUAUCAUGGAGUCCUACUGUGUCUUCCUGAUGGGCAGUUUCAUCGCCCUGCCCUCCUUCCAGAAGGAAUUCGGCGUCUAUAUCAACACCAGCAUCGACGGCACCGAGAACUGGGAAAUCAGGAGCGCCUGGGCCUCGGCCCUCCAGGCUUCCGGUCCCAUCGGCGCCCUCAUCGGCGUCACCCUCGCCGGCCCUCUCACUAGCCGCAUCGGCUACCGCUGGGCCACCAUUGUCGGUCUCAUGCUCCUCAACGGCUUCAUCUUCGUCUUCUACUUUGCCAACUCGCUGCCCAUCAUGCUGCUGUCCCAGCUCCUCGAGGGCAUCCCCUGGGGCAUCUUCAUCGCCAACUCGCCCGCCUACUGCUCCGAGAUUGUGCCCAUGCGGCUGCGUGCCCCCUGCACGCAGAUGCUUCAGAUGUUCUGGGCCAUCGGCGCCAUCAUCGUCGGCGGCACCACCUACGCCUACGCCGAGGAGCCCCGCGCCAUCUCCUACCGCAUCCCCAUCGCCCUGCAGUGGAUGUUCCCGACGCCCCUCGCCGUCCUCAUGUUCCUCGCCCCCGAGUCGCCCUGGUGGCUCGUCCGCAAGGGCCGCCUCGAGCAGGCCGCCAACGCCGUCUCCCGCCUCGGCCGCAAGUCCGUCGUCACCAACUACCACGACACGGUGGCCAUGAUGCGCCGCACCAUCGACCUCGAGAAGACGGACAAGGAGCCCGGCUACCUCGAGCUCUUCAAGGGCGUCGACGCCUACCGCACCGCCAUUGUCUGCUGCGUCUACGCCGCUCAGAACCUGACGGGCAACCUCAUCGCCAACCAGGCCGUCUUCUUCUUCCGCCAGGCCGGCAUCGGCAACGAGACGGCCUUCGCCCUCGGCCUCAUCACCUCGGCCCUCCAGACCAUCUUCGUCAUGCUCUCCUGGAUCCUGACGACCUACCUCGGCCGUCGCACCAUCUACGUCUGGGGCUCCCUCAUCAACACGGGCUUCCUCGUCGCCCUCGGCAUCGCCGCCUCCUUUGGCCGGAGCACCUCCUCCUCCCUCGCCCAGGCCUCGCUCGGCCUCAUCAUCUCCGUCCUUUUCACCCUCGGUCCCGCCCCGGCCUCCUGGGUUAUCAUUGGCGAGACCUCGGCCAUUCGCCUGCGGCCCCUGACUACCGGUAUCGGUCGCGGCUGCUACUACCUCGUCAACAUUCCCUGCAUCUUCCUCGGCAACUGGAUGCUGAGCACUACCGGUGCUCACCUUGGCGGCAAGUGUGGCUACGUCUGGGCCGGCACGGGCUUCGCCUGCUUCGCCCUCGCCUUCUUCUUCCUCCCCGAGAUGAAGGACCGCUCGUACCGCGAGAUCGACAUUCUCUUCAAGCGCAAGGUGCCUGCGCGCAAGUGGCGGCAGACGACCGUCGACAUCAACGACGACGAGUAG
This is a messenger RNA of Verticillium nonalfalfae, 2016 nucleotides long. RefSeq lists its product as uncharacterized. Gene Ontology annotation, cellular component: membrane. The record is from RefSeq and is a predicted model, not a curated record. Bases 1 to 2016 code for a protein of 671 amino acids. Lineage: Eukaryota; Fungi; Ascomycota; Sordariomycetes; Glomerellales; Plectosphaerellaceae. Gene Ontology annotation, biological process: transmembrane transport; carbohydrate transport. Gene Ontology annotation, molecular function: carbohydrate:proton symporter activity. The transcript has 6 exons.